AUGGUCCUGGCCAGCGGCUUGUCGCUGGUCAUGGGCGUUGCGUCCAAGGCUGCGGUUGCCCAUUACAUGCUCGGAAAUGUCAACGAGGCCCAUGUGAUCCAGGAUUUGAAAGACGCCAAGGCCGUGGGCUUCGAUGCCUUUGCCUUGAACACUGGCUGUGUGUCCGAGACCUGGGUGGACAAGUCGCUGGGCUUCAUGUUCAACAACGCGGCUGCGAACGGCAUGAAGGUCUACCUGAACAUGGACCUGUACGCUUCGGGCGACGCAUGCUACAACGGCGCCACGUGCUGCGGUGUCGGCAAUGACUACUACGAUCUCUGGAACAAGUACAAGAGCUCGGAUGGCUGGUACAAGAUCGACGGGAAGAACGUCGUCGGCACGUAUUCGGCGGCCCGGUGGUCUGCGGUGGAGUUCACGGCGUUGAAGAAGAAGUGGGGUGACUUCUACUUCUUCCCCGACCUUGACGGAACCGAAGGCUACUACGAAGCUGCCGAGCCUUGGUGGGACCACUGGGGCACCGUCAUCGACGGCAUUGCCAGCUGGGAGAGCUCGUGGCCCAAGUACGGCAACUUUGGCGGCGCCUACCCCGGCGACGUGGGCAUCGACACGCCGCAGGCCAACGCCGCGGCGGCGCACAGCAAGGAGUACAUGAUCCCCAUCAGCCCGCUGCAGUACAAGGACGCGUACAAGACGAACCUGUACCGUCUGGGCGACAUGAACCUGCCGGUGCGCAUGGAGAACAUCCUGGCCAUGAGCCCGCGGCCCAACUACGUGCAGUUCCAGACGUGGAACGACGGGCCCGAGAGCCACUACAUCGGCAACAUCUGGAAUGAGCAGAACUCGGACGCGCAGCCCUGGAGGUACAUGAACCCGGACCGCUACAGCCACAAGGGCUGGCAGCCGCUGGUCGAGUCGUUCAACCGCGCCUUCAAGACGGCCGGCUCCACGGCCGCCAGCAUGACGCCGCCCGGCAGCAAGCUCGUCGUCGGCUCCAUGUGGUACCAGAGCUUCCCGCGCAAGACCGAGUGCACCGGCCCGUGGGGCCAGUACUCGGAGAAGCCGACCAACCUGGACGCCGGCGUCGAGGGCGUCUACUUCGCCGUCGUCAUGAAGGCCGGCCUGCCCUCGGGCUACACGCUCAAGGUGUACAGCGGCAGCACCACGACGCCCGCCGUCUACUCGCUCAAGGCCGGCCUCAACUACGGCAGCGCAGAGGUCCUCAACAAGGGCGCCCAGUUCCUCGAGAUCCUCGACCCCUCCGGCAAGCGCGUCGCCUCGGGCUCCGGCGGCAUGUGCGUCGCCGCCUCCUGCCCCCGCGGCAUCUACAGCCGCAACUACCACGUCGUCAGCGUCGAGGAGGGCGAUGCCGGUUCGACCUGCACCCCUUGGCCCGCCGAGUCCGACGAGAAGGACCCAGACCCGGCCCACACCAGCACUGGCGUUGCCCAUACUACUACUACUACUACUGCGCCCAGUACUCAGGAGACUACCAAGGCCCCUUCUGGAGAUGGACUGAAUAGCGACUGUGUCAUGUUCCUGCCCCAGACUCCGCCAAAGGGUUUUGAGGGUUUGAGUUCUUGCAAGGAAUUUUGCUAUAAGCAAAUGGGCGUUCCCGUUCCGGCGACUGAAAAGCAUACCUUUACGUGCGGAAAGCAAGUGACGGCGGAUUAUACCGAUCUCCCUGGAUAUCCUGGUGUCCAGACCGCUCCCGGCGAUUGCUCGUGCUCAAUGGACACGCUGGUAGAAAUUGUCACAACGGCAGCGACCAUUGUAGCCAACGUAAGUUAA
Aplosporella prunicola CBS 121167 is the source of this 1788-nucleotide messenger RNA. Its product is annotated as glycoside hydrolase family 71 protein. Bases 1 to 1788 code for a protein of 595 amino acids. NCBI's taxonomy places the organism in Eukaryota, Fungi, Ascomycota, Dothideomycetes, Botryosphaeriales, Aplosporellaceae. Gene Ontology annotation, molecular function: glucan endo-1,3-alpha-glucosidase activity. The transcript is spliced from 4 exons. The record is from RefSeq and is a predicted model, not a curated record.